This is a messenger RNA of Metarhizium acridum CQMa 102, 1227 nucleotides long. The record is from RefSeq and is a predicted model, not a curated record. Lineage: Eukaryota; Fungi; Ascomycota; Sordariomycetes; Hypocreales; Clavicipitaceae.
AUGACUGGAACAGGUGCCCCUAGCGGAGGAUCCAGCGCAGGUUACGGCGGACAAGCACCGCAUCGAUCUUAUGAAGAGCGAGCCGCGGCAAGGGAACAAAUGAUGAACAACAUUCGGGAAACUUCACAGCAAGACCGCCGUGUCUAUGUCGGCAAUCUUUCCUAUGAUGUGAAAUGGCAUCAUCUAAAAGAUUUUAUGAGACAGGCCGGAGAGGUGCUCUUCGCUGAUGUGCUCCUUCUCCCUAAUGGAAUGUCGAAGGCUCAGCAAGCCGUUGCUCAACUUAGCAACCAGAACUUGAUGGGACGCCUAGUUUACGUUCGAGAGGAUCGUGAAGCUGAGCCACGAUUUAUUGGUGCCACCGGAGGCAACCGCGGUGGGUUUAGUGGGGGGAUGUCAGGCGGCUUCAACAACCAAGGCGGUUAUGGUGGUCCUCCUGGCGCAGGUGGCCGACAGAUCUACGUAGCUAAUCUUCCAUUCAACAUCGGGUGGCAGGAUCUGAAAGAUCUUUUCCGACAAGCAGCUCGUGUGGGUGGUGUAAUUCGCGCCGAUGUCCACAUCGGCCCUGAUGGCCGUCCCAAAGGUUCUGGUAUUGUUGUGUUUGAGAAUCCCGACGAUGCUCGGAAUGCUAUUCAGCAAUUCAACGGGUAUGACUGGCAAGGACGAAUGCUCGAAGUCCGUGAAGACCGAUACGCCGGUUCUAGCGGUAUGGGCUUUUCGGGACGUGGCGGUUACGGGGGCGGUAUGAGAGGCGGGUUCGGCGGCGGAUUCGGGCGUGGAGGUUAUGGCGGCGGUCGUGGAGGUUUCGGAUUUGGCGGUCGUGGAGGCUUCUCUGGUGGUGGUGCGAACUUCGAUGCCUCAACCGCCACUGCUGUCGCCCCGAAUCCAUUCACAGAUGGUGCUACUGCUGGAACUGAGAAGAGCGAGACAAUCUACGUCCGAAAUCUUCCAUGGUCCACGAGCAACGACGAUUUGGUUGACUUGUUCACCACAAUUGGUAAGGUGGAACAGGCUGAAAUACAAUAUGAACCUAGUGGCCGGUCUAGAGGUACAGGUGUCGUCCGUUUCGAUACUGCAGAUACUGCAGAAACUGCGAUUGCCAAGUUCCAAGGUUACCAAUACGGCGGUCGUCCUCUCAAUCUGAGCUUUGUCAAGUACCUUAAUCAGCCUAGUGGCGAGAGCAUGGAGACAGACACGCAUGGUGGCUUGACACAAGACCAGAUCAUGUAG